AUAAUCAAUCUAUUUGUAUUCAGUGAAUUUGAUCGAUCACUUAAAUUGUGAUGUCAAUGAUGAAUUCAGUUUGUUUAGAAAUGAUGAAAGGCAUAUUGAUGGUGUGUUUGGUGUUGCAGAUUGUCUCUGCCAAACAGCCAAUUAGAUGCAUUCAAAGAGAGAGGGAAGCUCUCCUUCAAUUCAAGGCUACACUUGUGGUUGACUACAACAUGCUCUCGUCAUGGACCACUCCAGAUUGUUGCCAAUGGAAGGGAAUUCGUUGCAGCAACCUCACUGCCCACGUUCUCACGCUCGACCUCGGAGAAUAUUUACUCCGCGGUGACAUCCACAAGUCAUUGAUGGAGUUGCAACAAUUACAGUACUUGAACCUCAGUUCGAAUAAUUUUCAAGAUAUUCAUAUCCCAGAGUUUUUCUCUUCUCUUCACAACUUGAGAUCCCUUGAUCUCUCGUAUGCUGGUUUUGGUGGAAAAAUUCCAAGUAAAUUUGGGUCUCUCCCACAUUUGAAAUACUUAAAUCUUGCUCACAAUUCUUUGGAGGGUUCAAUCCCUUGUCAACUUGGAAAUCUCUCCAUGUUGCAGCAUCUUGAUCUCAGUGGCAAUUCUCUAGAAGGAAAUAUACCAUCUCAGCUUGGGAACCUGUUCAACUUGCAAAAGCUUUAUCUUGGAGAGUAUGACAGUGCUCUCAAAAUGGAUGAUGGGAAUCACGGUGGAGGUCAGUGGCUGUCUAAUCUCACUUCUUUGACCCAACUUUAUUUGAUCUCUAUAUCUAAUCUCAACGGUUCUCAUCAUUGGCUGCAAAUGAUUGGCAAGCUUCCAAAACUAAAAGAACUAAGUUUAUCUGAUUGUAGCCUUUCCGAUCAUUUUAUCCUUUCAAUGAAGCCUUCUAAAUUCAAUGUUUCUAAUUCUCUUUCUGUCUUAGAUCUCUCUGAAAACACCUUCACAUCGUCCAUCAUAUUCCAAUGGGUGUCAAACAUGAGUUCAAAUCUUAUUGAGCUUGACCUUGCUAAUAACCUCGUAGAGGCUCUCCCAUCAAACCAUUUUGCUACUAAGACUGUUAAGCUACCCAAGCUAAGAGAAUUAAGGUUAUCUGGCUGUCUCCUUUCCGAUAAUUUUCUCCAUUCAAUGACUCCUUCGAACUUCAAUUUUUCCUCUUCCCUUUCCAUCCUUGAUCUCUCUGAAAACACCUUCACAUCAUCCAUGAUAUUCCAGUGGGUGUCAAACAUGAGUUCAAAUCUUAUUGAGCUUGACCUUGGUGGUAACCUCUUAGAGGGUUCCCAAUCUCAUUCUGGCAUAAGGAUGAAGUCGCUUGAGAGGCUUGACCUCUCAGGUAACGGACUCAAGGGUGGAUUUCUGAAAUCCAUCAUGAAUAUAUGCACCUUGCGUUCUUUGAACAUGCAAAGAAAUAAUUUAAUUGAAGAUCUUCCAUCAAUUCUUCAUAAUUUGUCUGGUGGUUGUCUUAGAUAUUCAUUACAAGAUUUGGAUCUGAGCAAUAAUCAAAUCAUUGGCUCCUUAACUGACCUUUCAGGGUUCUCAUCUUUGAAAACAUUGGAUCUUUCUAGAAAUAAUUUAAAUGGAGAGAUACCUUAUGGUACCAAAUUGCCCCCUCAGUUGGAGUCUUUGUCGAUCCAAUCGAACUCCUUGGAAGGUGGUAUUCCAAAAUCAUUUGGGAACGCAUGUGUUUUGAGCUCAUUGGACCUUUCUUCUAACAAUUUGAAUACAGAGCUCCCAAAGAUAAUCCAUCGUUUAUCUGGGUGUGCUAGAUACUCCCUGCAAAUAUUGAAUCUCGGAGAAAACAAAAUCAAUGGCACGUUGCCUGACCUCUCAAUGUUUUCAACCUUGAAAACAUUGGACCUUUCUGAAAAUAAUUUAAAUGGAAUACCUGAUGGUAGCAAAUUGCCCCCUAAGUUGGAGUCUUUGUUGAUCCAAUCGAACUCCUUGGAAGGUGAUAUUCCAAGAUCAUUUGGGAACGCAUGUGCUUUGAGCUCAUUGGACCUGUCUUCUAACAAUUUGAAUAUAGAGCUCCCAAUGAUAAUCCAUCUUUUAUCUGGGUGUGCUAGAUACUCCCUGCAAAUAUUGAAUCUCGGAGAAAACAAAAUCAAUGGCACGUUGCCUGACCUCUCAAUGUUUUCAACCUUGAAAACAUUGGACCUUUCUGAAAAUAAUUUAAAUGGAAUACCUGAUGGUAGCAAAUUGCCCCCUAAGUUGGAGUCUUUGUCGAUCCAAUCGAACUCCUUGGAAGGUGAUAUUCCAAGAUCAUUUGGGAACGCAUGUGCUUUGAGCUCAUUGGACCUGUCUUCUAACAAUUUGAAUAUAGAGCUCCCAAUGAUAAUCCAUCUUUUAUCUGGGUGUGCUAGAUACUCCCUGCAAAUAUUGAAUCUCGGAGAAAACAAAAUCAAUGGCACGUUGCCUGACCUCUCAAUGUUUUCAACCUUGAAAACAUUGGACCUUUCUGAAAAUAAUUUAAAUGGAGAGAUACCUUAUGGUACCAAAUUGCCCCCUCAGUUGGAGUCUUUGUCGAUCCGAUCGAACUCCUUAGAAGGUGGAAUUCCAGAAUAAUUUGGGAGCACAUGUACUUUGAAUUGGUUGGACCUUUCUCAUAAUAGUUUGAGCGAAGAAGUAAAAGGGAUAUUUAGUCACUUUUCUGGGUGUUCUGGAUAUUCACUGCGAGAAAUAUAUCUCAAUGGCAACAAAAUCAAUGGCACAAUAUCUGACUUCUCAGUGUUUUUAAAAUUCAAAACAGUUUGGCUCUCAGGGAAUCGAUUAGGUGUGAAGAUACCUAAAAGCAGCAUAUUAUCAUUAGAUCAAUUGGAGAAAGAGAGUGGAGUUCCAAUUUCAUUUCAAAAUGCAGGUACUUUGCAAUCACUGCACCUGUCCAAUAAUAGUUUGAGUGAAGAGCUUCCGACGAUAAUCCAUCACUUGUCAAGAUAUGCUAGAUACUCAUUGCAAGAAUUAGAUCUAAGCAUGAAUCAAAUCAACGGCACUCUGCCCAACCUCCGUCCACUGCUCCCAUCUUUGAAAGCAUUGGAUCUUAGUGAAAACAGGCUUAAUGGGACCAUUCCUAAAGAUGUUCAAUUUCCAACAGAACUAGAGAGUUUAGUUUUGAAUUCAAACUCUAUGAAAGUUGUCCGUCAUCAGAUUGAGAUCUUGCAAGCUAGGUCCAGCGUUUCCCAAAUGGUUGCAAACACAAAAUAACUACGCCACUAUUGACAUUUCUGAUGCUGGAAUAUCAGAUACUGUUCCACGUUGGUUUUGGGCUAAAAUAGCGUCGCAAGAGUGGAUGGAAAUGAAUAUUUCACACAACAAUCUCAAAGGUGUAGUUUCAAAUUUUCCACUAAAGAAUCCUCAAUAUUCUCUAAUUCUUGCAUCGAAUCAAUUUGAAGGUCCAAUACCACCAUUUCUACUACAUUCAACGAUUCUCGAUCUAUUAAACAAUACAUUUUCAAAUUCUCUUUCAUUUUUAUGUGCCAGCGGUGUAGCCGAUACUUUAUACAGUCUAGACCUUUCAAACAAUCAAUUAUCUGGACAAAUUCCAGAUUGUUGGAG
Molecule: messenger RNA, 3542 nt
Organism: Abrus precatorius (Indian licorice)
Lineage: Eukaryota; Viridiplantae; Streptophyta; Magnoliopsida; Fabales; Fabaceae
Product: LRR receptor-like serine/threonine-protein kinase GSO2
Exons: 2
Coding region: 51-2555 (834 amino acids)
Molecular function (GO): protein binding
Source: RefSeq, a predicted model, not a curated record